Eucalyptus grandis is the source of this 1789-nucleotide messenger RNA. Its product is annotated as autophagy-related protein 18b. The transcript has 11 exons. Lineage: Eukaryota; Viridiplantae; Streptophyta; Magnoliopsida; Myrtales; Myrtaceae. The coding region runs from base 221 to 1318 and encodes 365 amino acids. Gene Ontology annotation, biological process: protein localization to phagophore assembly site; nucleophagy; protein lipidation. Gene Ontology annotation, molecular function: protein binding; phosphatidylinositol-3-phosphate binding; phosphatidylinositol-3,5-bisphosphate binding. Gene Ontology annotation, cellular component: phagophore assembly site membrane; extrinsic component of membrane; cytosol. The record is from RefSeq and is a predicted model, not a curated record.
UAAAUUCUCAGCGUCGAUUUCCCCUUUCCCACCAACCGGUGUGGGACCCGCCCUUCGGGAUUUCACCUUUCUUUUGACUUUCCCGGCACCUUUCUCUUCCUUCCUCCCUCCUCCUCCACCUUCUCCUCCUUCUGCUUCUUCUCUCCUCUCUGCGACGAUCGGAUGCGCCGGUUCGAUGCUCCCUUCUCCCCGGAAUUCGUCGUCGUAGAGGUCCCGCGACAUGGCCGGCCAGUCCUCGUCUUACCCGAUUCUCUGCGCUUCCUUCAAUCAGGACAACAGUUGCUUCGUCAUCGGCACGAGGGAUGGCUUCAGGAUUUUCGAUUCCAACACGGGGAAGCUCUUGUAUGAACGGGCUGUUGGAGCUUUCAGCAUUGUUGAAAUGCUCUUUAGCACUAGUCUUCUUGCCAUUGUUGGAGCCGGAGAGCAGCCAUCUUUGUCCCCACGUCGCCUGGUUUUGUUUAAUACCACAAACGGAACUGCCCUUCGAGAGUUAAAUUUUCUAACUUCAGUCGUUGCGGUUCGCUUAAAUAAGAAAAGACUUGUGGUUGUCCUACAAGACAAGACAUACAUAUACGAUGCGAAUACUGUUGCAAUACUGGACACAAUCGAUACAGUGCCAAAUCCAAAGGGAAUCUGUGCGUUCUCUCCCAGUUUUGAUGGUUGCUUCUUGGCUCUUCCUGCUAGUGCGACUAAAGGAACUGUUUUGGUGUAUAAUGUCAAGGAGCUCCAUUCACAUUGUGAAAUAGAUGCUCAUCGUUCACCAUUGGCUGCGGUUGUCCUCUCAUCCACCGGGAUGUACAUAGCCACAGCAUCUGAACAUGGAACAAUAAUCAGAGUUCAUUUGGUCUCUGAUGCGAGCAAGUCAUAUAGUUUCAGAAGGGGAACAUACGCGUCAACAAUAUUUUCCUUGUCCUUUGGGCCAUCAUUGCAACUACCAGACAUUCUUGCCGCCUCAAGUUCCUCAGGAUCUGUUCAUAUUUUCUCCCCGGGUAUUGCUGUAAACCAAAGGAGCAAACGAUCAAAUAGUUAUCUUGGAGCAGUCUUACCUGAUUCUGUGAAUGAUGUACUCGAUGCAGCUCAUCAUCUUGUCCUCCAUGAUGCUACUCCGGCUGGAGUCAAAAGCUAUGCAGUGAUUCGCAAAGUAGAUAAGGAUCCCAAAACAUCUGCAUCUGAAUUUACUGCCUGUAGGGCAAUAAUAUCCAUCAUAACCUUCAACGGUUACUUCCAGGAGUAUAAACUAAGUAUCAACGAACAAAAUGAGGCCUCCUGGUCCCUGGAACGCGAAUUCAACCUCUUGAUGGGAAAUUCCAGGCCGUAAUACAGCACAGGGAUCUUAUGUGUUCUUUCCAAGAAUUCUUUGGAGCACAUGACAGGUUGGCAAAACUCAUGUAUAUGUCAGCUUCGCAGUGAGCUUUGUACCAAGCACGCUUCUCAUGCCGACAUCAACCAACAAAUACUAUGAAAGCAAUGAAGAAAGAUUAGAACAUACUUUUGUGGUCAUCAACUGAGCAAAGGGGUAUUUUCCGAGGUACUCAAGUGGAAGCAUGCCCAUUUGCGGUCCUAUAACACUCAAUAUGUAUAUAUCAUUAGUUUCUGCUAUCCAUAUCUGCUUGGGGAUUCAAGGUCUGAAGGUGUCCUUUAUUAGACUACUUAUCACGAAAGAAGACGAACAACCACGGUAUAUACGGUCUUUUUCGACUGCGUGGAGUCAGAAAAAUGUAUAUAGCAUACGGCAUCAUGUGACUUAACAAUGAUUGUCCUGCAUAAAAAUCCUUUCCCUCUUUCCCUC